ACGAGUGACGGUGGAGAAGGUGAGAAAUGGUUCCUGCUUUCGGACGGAUGUAACUCCGCGUUUCUGCAGGUCUCUGAUAAUGGCAGAGGCACCAGAACUCUUCUCAGAACAGGAACUGACCUGCUCCAUCUGUUUGGACCUGUUCACUGAUCCAGUUUCUACCCCCUGUGGACACAACUUUUGUCAGGCGUGUAUCGGUGGCUACUGGGCCUCCAGCUCGGUCUGCACCUGUCCUCUCUGUAAACGGCAGUUUGACGAACGUCCGCAGCUCAGUAUCAACAAAGUCUUUGCUCUCAUAGCGGAUAAAUUCAAACAGACCCGUUAUGGAGCCACUGGGCUUUCAGCGCCGGUCGGGAAUGGGGCGCUGGACUCCAUGGACGACGGCAGGAGUACCAACCCGUUCCUGUCGCCGCCCCAGGCGGCGGCGGCAGCUCCAGAGAAUGUGGUGUGGUGUGACGUCUGCUCCGGCGUCAAACGGCCAGCCGUCAGCUCCUGCCUCACCUGCACCGCCUCCUACUGCAAUGAGCAUCUGCAGCCCCACUACAACACUCCCUUCUACGCCAAACACCCUCUGAUGGACCCCAUGGAGGCCCUCAGGGGCCGCACCUGUUCCAUACACCGACGCUUGAUGGAGGUCUUCUGUAAGACAUGUCAGCGCUGCAUCUGCGCCAUUUGUGUCCUUGAGGAACAUCGGACUCACAAGACCGUCUCCGUCCAGACCGAGAGACUUGGAAAACAGAAACUGGUGGCGAGGACAGAGCAGGAGAUCCUGAACCGCAUCAAGGAGAAGGAGAUCCGUUUGGGUGACCUGAAGAGGAAGCUGGAAGGCGUGCAGAACUACGCCGACAAAGAACGAGGCGAUGUCGAACACCUUCUGGACGAAGUGUCGGCCUCACUGGACAGAAUCCGGACUCAAGUGGUGGGUGGGAUCCAGAGCCAGCUGGAGGGUGUGAUGUCGAAGGGGGAAGGGCUGGUGAACCGUCUGGAGGCGGAGCUUAGCCAGCUGAAGGACAGAAGAGCCACGCUUGAGGUUCAGGCCAUCAGUCAGGACCACAUCAGUUUCCUGCAGAGCUUUGAGGAGGCCAUGGCUCCUCUGGAGGAUGAAAAGCAGGACAACGCUGAAGAAGACUCUGACUUUUCCCUUCACUUCCAGCUGGAUGACAUAAAGACCAACCUGUCAGAUGUGAAGAUCAGGGUAGAUGAAAUUUGGAUGGGGGAGCUCCGUCCAAGAGCCUCCAGAGGUUCAAGAGGCUCCAGAGAUUCCAGAGACUCCUUUCCAGCGGGAGAACUGAUGGCAGCGGAGAGCAUGAUGAGUCUGAGAGGAAGCAGAGGGACCCUGAGGAUGAGUCAGCUGUCUUUGAAAGAUAUUAAGAAGAGCAAACAUGUUACAGGACUCAAGAAAGCCCGGGCCUACAUAGAGGAUGUGACGCUGAAUCCAGUGACGGCGUACCCCUUCCUGAUCCUGUCAGAAGACAGGAAGCAGGUCAAGAGAGGAGAGAAGCUGCAGUUUUUCCGAAACAGCCAGCAGAGAUUUGACGUCUGGUCUUGCGUCAUCGCCAAGGAAGGAUUCAGCUCUGGACGUCACUACUGGGAGGUUUCUGUUGGAGAGAACAAGGAUUGGAAACUGGGUGUGGUGAGUGAGUCAGCCCAGAAGAAAGGCCUGUUUGACAUGAGUCCCACCAACGGUUACUACGCCAUCUGGUGGAGCGGCAACCAGCUGAGAGCGCUGACUGCUCCACCUCUCACCAAGGUGAAAGGUCACCAUACGAAACUGCGACAGGUGGGCGUCUUCCUGGAUGUGGAGGAGGGUCAGGUCUCCUUCUUCAACGUGAAGUCAAACUCAGAGAUUUACAGCUUCAACACCAACACAGAGUUCACUGAGAGGAUGUUCCCUCUGUUCGGCACCGGCGACAAAGAGGUCCCUCUGAUCCUGGCCACCACCCAGUAGCAACCCGCCUGACGGGAACCACCGCCACCAGGUCCCGGACUAGAAUCGGCUCAAACCCAGACUUUUGGGAGGAGAAAGGAGGCGAUGUGGUUCUCCUGCAGAACAUGGAAGCUUACAGCGGGGACGCCACAGAUGAGCCACAGGAUCCACGGUUCCAUGCUGCAGGGGAGCCAUCGCCUCCUUUUACCACGAUGAUGAUGUAAAGAGAAGUACUUCCUGGAUCGGAUCACUUCCAUGAAACUGGUUUAC
This is a messenger RNA of Cyprinodon variegatus (sheepshead minnow), 2197 nucleotides long. RefSeq names its product E3 ubiquitin-protein ligase TRIM39-like. The transcript is spliced from 13 exons. The coding region runs from base 80 to 1948 and encodes 622 amino acids. Gene Ontology annotation, molecular function: zinc ion binding; protein binding. NCBI's taxonomy places the organism in Eukaryota, Metazoa, Chordata, Actinopteri, Cyprinodontiformes, Cyprinodontidae. The record is from RefSeq and is a predicted model, not a curated record.